AUGCCGAAAAAGAUGGGUGUCAAUUCUAAGGCCGAGGUCGCAAGGGCUCGCAAAAGCGCCGUUGAAACGGAGAAAAAGGAACGGGAGACUCGAGAGAAGGAGGAGCAAUACUGGCGAGAGGCUGAGAGUUCAAAGCCACGCGCCGCCAAGAAGAGAGAAGAAGAGGCUGAUAAGAAGGCCGAGGCGGCGGCCAAGCGAGCGGAGGUGCGUCGAUUGGCGGAACUGGAGGAGAAAGAGCUAGAGAAGAUGAUUAAAAAACCGGAAAAGAAGGCUAACAGAGUGUCGAUCCCAGUUCCGAAGGUGACGGAGGCGGAGCUGAGGAAGCGGCGCGAGGAGGAGCAGGCUCUGGCGCAGAAGAAGGCGGCGGAAGCGAAUAAGCGCUCGGCCGCGGAGGAAGAGUACGAGAGAGUGGUGCUUGUUUCGAACACGAAUCGCGAUGAUUCGAUAAUCGAAGCUAGUACUCUUGACGAAGCCAUCGCUCAGAUGAGCAUCGAUAACAACUUACCCCUGGACAGGCAUCCCGAGAAACGCCUCAAGGCUUCCUUCAAGGCAUUUGAAGAGGCAGAACUUCCGAUAUUGAAGCAAGAGAAACCAGGACUUACUUACACACAAUACAAGGAUAUGAUUUGGAAGCUUUGGAAGAAAUCUCCUGAUAAUCCUCUUAAUCAAAAUGUUGAUUGA
This is a messenger RNA of Vicia faba (fava bean), 681 nucleotides long. NCBI's taxonomy places the organism in Eukaryota, Viridiplantae, Streptophyta, Magnoliopsida, Fabales, Fabaceae. The record is from the annotation of a GenBank genome assembly.